AUGGAAGACUUAAAAUAUCAAACGGCUAAAAGGCAAAUGUCAAAAUCUAAACAAUUUUUAACACACUAUCGAUUGUUAAUGUGGAAAAAUUAUCUGUUGCGUAAACGACGACCGGGUUUUCUUUUCGCUGAAAUCUUUGUCCCAUUUAUUAUCCCAGUCAUUCUUGCAGUAAUACGAACUGAAUCACCACCAAAACCGGAGGAUGUAUGUCAUGUACGCUCUACAAAUCUGCCUACAAUGGGAUUAUUCAGUUAUCUACAAUCUGUUGUAUGCAAUUUUCUCUUUCGAUGUCAUUCUACAGAUCCUGAUACAAUCUAUGAACAGUUUAAUUACAGUGGUUUUGGCAAUUUACUAGAAAAUAUCUCUACUGUAUUUGAGGAUUAUUAUUUCAUGAAAAAUAUAACAGAAGGCCUGUCAAAUUUCAGUAUGAAUAAAUUUGUACAAAUAAUUAAGAAUUCUGAUGACCGAAUAUUUGAGAAAAUCGCAAUUCUUACAUCCAACAUUCAACAACUCUAUCAAAAGGCUUACAGUGGAUUUUAUGCACAGAAUGAAUCUACAACUCAAAAUACUACUAGUGACUUUGAUGAUUUAAGUAAUAGAACGAUUGAUUUAGGUCCAUUGAGUAUAACAGCAAAACAAAUACAAUGGUUAUUGAAUACAUCUCAAUUCAUUUGUGGAACAAAAACACCUGAAUCAAAUGAUAUUGGAAAACUUAUGGAAUUUUUAAAAGACGCCAAUUUUUCGAAUAUUAUAGAACUUGGCGAAAAAUUAAAGCGUAUUCGUCGUGAGGCACCGGUUUUAAAUUCACCCAAUGUAAAUCAAUUUGACACGAAUUUCUACAGAGUCAACUGUUCUACAAUUGACAGUAUAUUGCGUAAUCCUUUUUUAUCACGUUAUACUGGACGGAUAAGAUUCAUUCUCUACGGUUACAUAUUCUAUCAUCCAGUCAAUGAAUGGACAAAUGAAAUCAUAUAUAGGGCACUUGAACCACAACGUCUUUUAAUUUUACUAAAGAAUACACUGAAACAAUAUGAAACGCAUACUGCACCAAUGCUAAUCCAAUUACUGACCAAUACAUCCUAUACAUAUCAGCUUAGAACUAUGUUAAAGGAGUGUAGUACAAAUUCUGGAAAUGCUAUACCUGCAAAUAUCAAAACUUUAUGCCUUAAAGCUUGGUCAUGGUUAGACCCGGAAAUCCCCAAUCAAUCUAAUCCAAGUGGAUAUUUUUCUCACUGGUCAAUCAUAUUUAAUCAAAUCAGUGUUAUUUUUAAUAUUAUUGCACAAUUAUUAGACUGUUUCCCAUUGAAUGCUCAUACUUAUGGGGUUAGCAGCCGAUCAGAUUUCGAUAACUAUAUGGGAUACUUUAAAUCACGUGUUCAUCCAGUUGUACAGGGGAUUUUAUUCAACAACACUGGAUCCGAUUCGUCUUCUCCAACAUCGUUUAGUAUAACACCGAAUUCAUCAACAAUAGUUACAAUUCGACAAAGUCCACUGCUGACAGAUGAAACAAGUGAUUUUAAAGUUUUAGAUCAUACAUGGAGUCCAAAACCACGUAAUGAUGUCGACGGUGGAGAUACAAAGUAUUUCACUAGUGGAUUCUUAGAUAUACAAGAUUUAAUUAGUAAUGCAAUUAUUGAAUUAUCGAAUAAUUUACCGGAAAGAAUGGAACGCGCCUUCACUGAAUACGAUUUAUCCUCCGCCUCCUCCGCCUCGGCUUCCUCAUCUUCUCAAUCUCCAGCAUAUUUGCUAACACCUGGGAAACAAAUGAAAUUUUUUCCAACUGCAUCGUAUUCAAAUGAUAUUUUCUUAAAUGAUAUUUCUAAACUUCUACCCCAGUUAAUACUACUCACCUGGAUAUUGACAGCCAUGUUGACAACAAAAUUUAUUGUUGAAGAAAAAGAGAAUCACACGAAAGAGUUUACAGCUAUAAUGGGUUUUACAAAUUUCAUACAUUGGUUAGCCUGGUUCUCAGGGAUAUUUUUCAUCGCAUUGCCUGUGACAAUUAUUAUUUCACUUAUUUUAAAAUAUGGAAAUAUUAUAAUUUUAAGUAAUAUUUUUAUAAUUAUCUGUUUAUUUCUCUCCUAUAUUAUUUCAAUCAUUAUGUUCUCUUUUCUAUGCUCAACAUUAUUUAAACAAGCGAAUUUAGGCGCUAUUGUCACUGGAAUGUUUUAUUUUAUUAUUUAUCUACCGACACCGUUAAUAUUAGCCAAUGAAAAGUUCAUUAGUGAGUCGGUUAUCUUCAUUGCAUCCUUGUCAAAUCAAGUCGCUUUCUGUUUAGGCUUUUAUUCAUUAACACGAUCUGAAUCACAAGGAUUCGGUUCUCAGUGGAAUGAUUUAUGGCAGCCUAAAUUUAGUGAUACAUUAUUCUCCCCAGGAAAAAGUUUUCUUAUGCUAUGGAUAGAUUCAAUUGUUUAUUUCACUAUUGCACUUUUAAUUGAAAGGAUUCAAUCAAAAAAAUAUAAUUAUAAUAAUUAUAAUAUUAAUAAUCCACGAAAAUGGUUACGUUCAGCGCUCAAGUGUCCUUGUCCCUGGAAACUAUCAAAACAAAGCCAUCGAUACAAUGAAAGUAAAAGUUCUGAUCAUGUUAAAACAAGCCCUAAAGAUGUUUCAAAUUCUAAUGCAUAUAUAGAGCUCAAUUCUGAAUGCUUACCAGUUGGCAUAUUUGUUAAAGAUUUAAGUAAAGUUUAUGCUAAAAAUGUUGAACCAGCAUUGGAUAAAUUAAGCGUAAAUUUCUAUGCAAAUCAGAUUACAUCACUACUAGGACAUAAUGGCGCGGGGAAGUCAACUUUAAUCUCCAUACUAACUGGUAUGCAUAAACCAACCAAUGGUUCAGCAAUGAUUGCUGGUUACAGUGUUCUCGAUCAGAUGAAUACUAUACGCACUAAUCUAGGCUUCUGUCCACAGCACAAUAUACUUUUCGAGUAUUUAACUGUCAUUGAACACAUUAAAUUCUAUGCCUAUCUAAAAGGUUUCAAUAGACAACAAGUAGAGCUAGAAGUAGAGUAUUUCGCCAAUCUUCUGGGCUUUACAAAUAAAUUAAAUGAUCAAGUGAAAAAGUUAUCUGGUGGUCAAAAGCGUAAAUUAUCUGUUGCUAUAGCAUUUAUUGGUGGAGCUUCUGUUAUCCUAUUGGAUGAACCAACUACAGGCGUUGAUCCAUAUUCAAGAAGAUCAAUAUGGGAUUUAAUAUUAAAGGCACGAUUGAAUAAGACUAUUAUUCUUACAACACAUCAUAUGGAUGAAGCGGAUAUACUCGGUGAUCGGAUAGCAAUUAUUUCACAAGGCAGACUUAAAUGUUAUGGAUCUAGUUUAUUCUUGAAAUCAAAUUAUGGUCAAGGUUAUUACUUAAUCUUAGAGCGUGGCAGUAAUAAAUUAUCCGAUGAAAAUUCAACAGAUAGCUUUGAAACUGAAAUCCUACUGGAUGAAGAAUUUGAAAAGAUUGUAAGUUAUUUACGACAGUUUAUAGAAGAUAUAAAAUUAAUUGAUUUCAGUCAACACGAAAUUGUAUUUCAAAUUCCAAUGCAUAAUGCCUCUGAUGGUUCAUUGAGUCGAAUGUUCAAGUACUUUGAAGAUAAUAAAUCACUCAGUGAACAUAUUUCAGUCCCCGAUAAACUCCAUGAAUGUGGUAUAAUCAGCUAUGGAUUAACUGACACAUCGCUGGAGGAGAUAUUUCUUGCAAUCGCUGAUGAUCCUGCAAUGUUGUCAUCAUCAUCAUCACCAUCACCUUCAGGAUCUAUUGCUAAUCUUUACGAUGACAUUGGAACAACACCGAGAGAGACAAAUUAUAAUGACAAUGAAUCGAAUAAAAAUGUAAAAAACUGCGCUGAAUUGAAUCAGCCAAUAAAGCAUGAUUAUUUUGUUCGACGUAAAUCACAAAUGAAUAUUCUACGACGAAGUCAUCGUUUAUUACACUUUACUGAUGGUGGCCAGCUUCCCACACCACCGACCUCGUUAAGUCUACUUCAUCGGAAACAUUACUACAGGACAGUUAACCUGCCAUCAUCAUCGUCAACACCGUCAGCCGCAGCAGCAGGAGCCGUAACAGCAGCAUCCGAAGAAGAAACAAAUACAAACUCACAUGAUUUCAUUCAAAAUGUAACUACCAGUAUCGAGUUGAAUCAACCAAAUAUUAGACAACAGAUUAAAUCAAUGUUUAUCAAACGUUUUCAUCAUAGUAAACGUUCAAAACGCAGCCUGUUCAUUGAAUUCCUCCUACCCGUAUGUGUUCUAAUCUUAGCUUUGGCUUCCUCACAAUUAUUCAAGAAAUUUAAAGCCUAUCAACCACUGGUUUUAAGUCCAUGGCUUAUGUCUAAGGGAAGUAAUCCACCGCAAACAUUGUAUACAUUUUAUGAAAAUAAUUUAUAUGAAUUAAAUACACCCACUGAAAGCUUAAUAAAUUCAACAGAAACACUUAAAUCUAUUUUAGGCAUAUCAUGGAAUUAUGAAAAUGCUUUAAAACAACCCUAUGGAUGGACUGGGAUAGGCUGUCUACCGCAGUCUACAUUAAAUGAUAUGCGUAAGCAUUAUACUCUGUUUGGUCAAUGUGAUAAAUCCAAUAUUAGAAUGAUUAAAAAAGAAUUAUCACCGACUGAAAUAAAUAUGACAAGAUUUAAACAGUCCAGGGACUGUUUAGGCGAGUCCAAAUGUCCGCUAUAUGAACAACCAAGUUCCAGUGUACUGUCUACAACAGAUAUUUUAUUGAAUUUAACUUCCUUUAAUAUAUCGAAUUACCUAUUGAAAACACAAAAUGAAUAUAUACGAAGAAGAUAUGGUGGUUUAAGCUAUCAUAUGCAUAAUUAUCCAACAUCUUUGAAACAUUUAAACUAUCUUCUUCAUCCAGAGAACUCCCUGAUAUUAUUUUUAAAUAAUUUAACUGGUUUUUAUAAUUUUAAUAAUAAUACACUUAUAAAACCAGAUAGUUUUUGGUCAGAUUUUACACAAUUUUUACGCCUAUCUCUACCGCCUGCAUCCUAUUUUCGUAUAUGGUUUAAUAAUAAAGGCUAUGCCUCAUCUCCAGCCUAUUUAAAUGCCUUGCAUAAUUUACAGUUCCGUAUGCUGAUUAACAAUCAAACCGGUUUACAUGAACGUGAUCAUUCACACGGUAUUAUAUUUAUUAAUUAUCCGCUAACAUUACCAAAAGGACAUGCUGGUAAAGGUCUUCCAAAAGAAUUACUUUUUGACUUAACGUUGUCAAUUUUUACUCUGUUGAGUUUAUCAUUUAUACCGGCAAGUUUUAUAACAUUUUUAGUCAGAGAGAAGUCGACUGGAUCAAAACACCUUCAAUAUGUAUCAGGUUUAAAUCCAUAUGUUUAUUGGUUAUCUGUUUAUCUUUGGGAUAUUCUGAAUUAUGCUUUAUGCGCUUUUCUAUGCAUUCUGGUUUUUGUAGCCUUUCAAAAAUCUGCUUAUAUUGACUUCGAAGUUAUUGGUUCAUUUAUAUUAUUAAUUCUAUUGUAUGGUUUAGCUGUUACACCUAUGCUGUAUAUAACAACAUUUUUUAUUCAAUCACCGAGUACAGCACUGGUGAUAUUGUCUAUUUUUAAUCUAUUAACUGGUGCUAUCACUGUUGUCUGUACACUAAUUUUGGAUGAUUUUUCAAGAAAUAAACCUACUAUUGAAUUUAUUAGUAAUAUAUUAAAAAUUAUCUUCACGCUAUUUCCACAAUAUUGUUUAACUCGUGGAUUAUUCGACUUGGCUAGAAGAUAUUAUACUCUUGAAAUUAUACAAAGUAUAACAUUUGGUGGAUUGCCAAAAUCAUCACAGAUUGCUUCAACAUUUGCUACAAAUCCGUAUGAUUGGAAUGUACUUGGCAGUAAAAUAUGCGCAUUGCCAAUUGAGGCGUGUGUAUUCUUCUCACUGGUAUUAUUUCGUGAAAGACACUUUUUUAUACAAUCAAUAAAAGAUUAUUUUCAUACACAUUAUCCUAAAUUAUUACAAGUGCAUAAUAUGAAAUUCAUUCGGAAACUUAGUCGAAUGAAAUCAUUGAAAAGUAUUCAUAGUGCUGAGAAUGAUUCAGAAGAUGAAGAUGUUAAAGCUGAACGACUUCGUGUUGAAAAAGCGUAUAAAUCUGGUCAAAUAAAUUCAUUAUAUUCAGUGGCAAUAAUAAACUUAACAAAAUUCUUCCCACUCAAAAACAAACCAUCCGUUAACUCGCUUACAUUUGCAGUUCGUCCGGCAGAAUGUUUUGGUUUGUUAGGUGUGAAUGGAGCUGGAAAAACAACAACCUUCAAAAUGAUAACAGGUGAUUUACAUCCUUCUAUGGGAAGUGUAAUUGUCAAUGGUUUCAAUGUCGUUACUCAGACUAAAAAUGCUCAUAAAAGUCUUGGUUACUGUCCUCAAUUUGAUGCUGUCCACGAAUUACUGACAGGCAGAGAAACACUAAGUUUAUAUGCACGAUUACGUGGUUUCCCUGAGAAAGAAAUACCCAUAGCUGUAACAAAAAUGUUACAAAAUAUGGGUUUAUCACCGUAUGCUGAUCGUAUUGCUUCAGCGUAUUCCGGUGGGAAUCGACGUAAAUUAUCCACAGCAAUUGCAAUUAUCGGCAAACCUCAAGUUAUUCUAUUAGAUGAACCAACUAGUGGUAUGGAUCCAGUUGGACGACGUUUUAUGUGGGAUCAAAUUAUUGCACUUGUUAAAGACGGUCGAUCUGUUAUACUUACAUCGCAUAGUAUGGAAGAAUGUGAAGCGUUAUGUCAACGUAUUGGAAUUAUGAUAAAUGGCCAGUUGAAAUGUUUCGGUAGUAUACAACAUUUAAAAAAUCGUUUUGGUAAUGGUUAUACAGUUGAAAUACGCAUAAAUCCCCUGACCAGUGAUGAUGCUAUUAACAAAUUGAAAAUAGACUUUCAACGCAAAUUUCCUACUUCAACUAUCAAUGAAAUACAAACACGUUAUUAUGAAUAUCAAAUGGGUAAAGAUGUCCGCUUGUCAGAGUUAUUAACAUUUUUAAAAGAUAUGCAGCAUGACAGUAUCAUUGAACACUAUUCAGUGAAACAGACAACACUAGAUCAAGUGUUUGUUAAUUUUUCACGGGAUCAAAUUCAAACAACAGAAAGAGUUGAUCAGAUGUAGUGAUGAUUGAUAGAUAGAUGAUAGAUAAUGUGAUCAGUGAUCGCAUUUACUUUUUAAUAUUUUGAUGAUGAUGCAAAGAUCAUGAGGUA
Trichobilharzia szidati is the source of this 7151-nucleotide messenger RNA. The record is from the annotation of a GenBank genome assembly. Lineage: Eukaryota; Metazoa; Platyhelminthes; Trematoda; Strigeidida; Schistosomatidae.